GUAGAGUCGAUGAGGGGUAAGCGGGAGCAAUCGUCCACGACUGCCGACCUUGAUGGCGAGCAAAGGCUUCCUUCGUGCGUCACACAAGCGAGGUGGGCGAUGCCUCACUUUGCUCACUCGCCACCCACUUACGCACAACGCCUCUCAGGUCAAGGCAAGCGCCACCGUCAGCAAAAGCCUCAAUCUAGAAGAGGCGCAACUGCUGAGAAGCCUUCCUGGCUUCAUAUCAUCAUCAUCAUCGCCACCGAUCGGGGCAAGACGAGUGGCGAAUACAAAUCCCAAGUGGUCAGCACAAACAUUUGUGACACCGUCCGUGAAUUUUUGGCCCUGCCACCCUGCUCAGUGGCGUCUCGUCCUCUUCGAAGCAACGAAUACGUGCUCAGGUCAGCUGUACGAGUCCGUCUACCGAGAAGAUCAACACUAUAGUAUGGUAGCGAAAGCUUUGCCACCGAACAUCAGCAUUUCUCUGGCGUUCACAAAACGGAGAUUGACCCGAUGCAAGGGUGCCCAUGCAGACACGGUCAGCGCGCUGCUGUUGCGAGUCUGACCCGGGAAAAAUGGGCGCAGAUACACCUCGCCCAAGAAGC
Molecule: messenger RNA, 587 nt
Organism: Ceraceosorus guamensis
Lineage: Eukaryota; Fungi; Basidiomycota; Exobasidiomycetes; Ceraceosorales; Ceraceosoraceae
Exons: 1
Coding region: 53-547 (164 amino acids)
Source: RefSeq, a predicted model, not a curated record